Messenger RNA from Folsomia candida, 1851 nucleotides. RefSeq lists its product as uncharacterized. The transcript has 5 exons. Lineage: Eukaryota; Metazoa; Arthropoda; Collembola; Entomobryomorpha; Isotomidae. The coding region runs from base 92 to 1570 and encodes 492 amino acids. The record is from RefSeq and is a predicted model, not a curated record.
CCUUCAGCUGAUCAUUAAACCGCACGUACCACUUUUGUGCAAAAACGAAAAAUUUACUUAUUUGCAAAAUUUUCGCCGAGAAUAACAUAGAAUGGACGUGGAACUGCGUUUCUUAGGUCGGGAUAAGAAGUUAAGACCACGUGGACAAUUCACGUACUGCGUCCUCCCGUACAUCGAAGGUCAGCGGUACACUUUCGGCCAUUCGUAUGAGGAUUGUCGUGACGGAGGAGAAUUCUUCUUUUUGUUUAGGAUUCGAGCAUUUGGAGCGAUGGUCACCUCUGCCCGAUUUCAAAUUUCAUGUCGCCAUGGACACUACUGGAUUAAGCGGUUGUCGAACGGCCAAGAUUACGCAAUAUUCUUAAAUAAGACCGAGGUUUGUGACACAACGGACGGAAAGAAGAUCACACUUGGGGACAUGUUGGUCCUUCGGGAAGACGGGACUUAUCCACCUCCACCCUGGUGGAAAGUUUUAAAGUGGAAAGUGUUUUCAAACCAGGAGAGAAAGUAUUCCCCAGAGAAUUAUCAGUACAAAAACGUUUUCAGGUUCCAGGAGAGAUGCGUAACUUUCACCAUACCCGACCCGUCUAGGAAUCACGUAUUCCAAAUGACCAAAUAUUUCCCACGCGAUAAAACCGAAUCCUACCCGGCACUCGAAAACAUGUUGAUCCUCUCCAAAAUAUUUUCCCACAUGGGCCUCCUAACCUUGAAGAUUUGCCGCCUCGUAUCAUCCCUCUGGGAGAGUGAAGCCGUCCCCUGGCUGAAAUCUCGAUCCCAAAUUCGGUUCGGGUUUUACCCGUACAACGAACCCGCCCAGCACUCGGCGAGAUUGUUUCUCUACAGACAUGAAAUGCUCCACCUCGCCCAUCCCAAUUGGCACGUGGACUGUUUCGUUGAAGAAACAAAUGUGAUGUUUGACAAAUUUAGGGACGAUUUGGACAAGGUUCUGGAAAAUUGUCACCCAAUCCGUCGCCUAAGUUGUGACUUCCGUCACAUAAAUAACGAGCUAUUGAUUAAGGUGCUGAAUCGGGUGGCCGGUUCCUUAGAGGAAUUGGAGGUUUGUUUCCACAGUUCUGACAAUGCGCGGGAAGAUAUUACCGAAUUUUUACAGUUGGUAGAAUUCCCGCUCCUGAGAAGGCUCGAGAUUGAUAUGAGUCCUAACGUUUCUUUAACGAUUAAACCGAUAUGGUAUGAAAAGUUGGCGGGUUCGCUGAUAAGGUUGAGUGGCAAGGUGUCCACUCUGUACCUCAAGUCGUUCAUUGCCCCGCUGAAUACCCAGUUUUUGCGGGAAAUUAUGUCGAAUAGGGAAUACCCGAGGUUGAGGGAGGUUCGGAUUGGAAAAAUUGACUCGGACGGGAUGGAAAUUUUGCGGGGUUUGAGGGCGAAUUUGGUUAGGCUGGAGAUUAAAUGGUUUUCCGACGAGUGUGAGAUUCGGCAGGUGGAAGAGGUCGUGCAAAGGCAGAGGGAGUCGUUGGAGUUUCUGUAUCUCGAAGUGCCCCCGGACUGGGGGGUGGUCCCUGUGGGGGAGAUGCCUUACUUGAAAAGGAAAGACAUUUUGUUUAGACAGCUUUAAGUUCGUUGUAUUUAAGCAUUUUAAAGUUUUAAAUUCAAGUUUUUAUUUAUUCGCCCCUUAAUUUAUUAAAUUUUUAUCAAGAUAAUUGUUAAUUGCAAGAUCAAAAUCUUAAUUGCGUAGUUAUGUUGAUAAAUUAUUAGUUAAUGCUGCACACUUUAAGGGGCCUGUAAUUCUACGGAGCAUACAUAAGUGAGCCUUGUAAGAAUCUUUCAAGCAUAAAUUAUAUAUAUUGAAUUUUUGAAUGAAUAAAAUUUAUGCUAAUUAAUUAAAUUAAACCUUAA